GAAUUCUCAAAUAGUUUGACGCAUUUCGGCGUCUGGUUAACUGUUCGGUCCGCUUACGUACUUUUGACUACAUCCAAUAUGGCCUCCAAAGCCUUCUUGGUGGUGACUUUAUUAGCACUUUGUGGCUGUUCACUCACAUUUGCUGCGAAGUCCUGGUGGGAAACGGCCUCUUUCUAUCAGAUUUAUCCGCGUUCGUUCAAGGAUAGCGAUGCUGAUGGUGUUGGCGAUCUGAAUGGUGUCACCAGUGUGCUGCCAUAUCUGAAGGAGAUCGGCAUUGCCGGCACAUGGUUGUCGCCAUUCCUCGAAUCGCCUAUGGCUGAUUUCGGUUACGAUAUCUCCAACUUUACCGCAGUCGAUCCACUGUUCGGUACAAUGGAGGACUUCGAGCACAUGGUGGCCAAGGCUAAGGAGUUAAAUAUAAAAAUAAUUUUGGACUUUGUACCGAAUCACUCAAGUGAUGAGUGUGAUUGGUUCAUCAAAUCGGCUGCGAGAGAUCCCGUCUAUAAGGACUAUUAUAUUUGGCAUCCGGGUAAGGUGGUGGAUGGUGUGCGUCAACCACCAAACAAUUGGGUCAGCGUCUUCUACGGUUCGGCAUGGCAGUGGCAUGAAGGACGCCAAGAGUAUUACUUACAUCAGUUCGACAAAAAACAACCGGAUUUCAAUUUUCGCAAUCCCGAAGUGCGCGAAGCCAUGAAUAAUGUCUUGCGGUUUUGGUUGGACAAAGGUGUUGAUGGUUUUCGUAUUGAUGCCAUCUACCACGCCUUCGAAAUUGAAGCUGAUGAGAAUGGUGACUAUCCAGAUGAACCUGUGAGUGGCUGGAGUGAGGAUCCACAGGAUUACGGCUACGUACGCCACAUAUACACGGUUGAUCAGUGGGAGACACCGCAUCUGGUGUAUGAGUGGCGCCAGAUCUUGAAAGAUUACCAAGCCAAGCACGGCGGCGAUGAGCGCAUUUUGAUGGUCGAGACCUGGUCACCCAUCGAUAUCGUCAUGCAUUACUAUGGCAAUGAGACCGCAGAUGGUGGUCAAAUACCCUUCAACUUCCAAAUGGUUUCUAAUUUGGGCGGAGACUCCGAUGCACAUCAUUACUCCGAAAUGAUCAACAAAUGGUUCCAGUACAUGCCCGCUGGCCGAACGCCCAACUGGGUGAUUGGUAAUCAUGACAAGAAUCGCGUUGGCUCACGUUUUGGUCCGGAACGCAUUGACCUCUUCAACAUACUCUUGCUCACACUACCCGGCUGCAGCAUCACUUACAAUGGCGAGGAGAUCGGCAUGACUGAUGUGUGGAUCUCCUGGAAGGAGACCGUCGAUCCACAGGCAUGCAACAAUGAGGAAGAGGGUUACGAGUGGCGUUCACGCGACCCCGCACGUACACCCUUUCAGUGGAGCGACGCAGCAAAUGCCGGUUUUACGACGGGUCGAAAAACAUGGUUACCCAUCUCUGAUGACUACAAGCGUGUCAAUGUGAAGCGGGAGCGCGGUGUGGCAUUGAGUCAUUUAAACAUCUUCAAGCAGUUACAAAAACUAAGAAAAUCAGCAACCUUACAAGAUGGCGAGACGGAAGUUAAGGCGCUGAAUCAAUAUGUCUUGGCUGUCAAGCGUUCACUAAGCGGCGAUUACACUUAUAUAACGCUGCUCAACAUUUUUGGUCACAUUGAGAAUUUCAAUCUGCACGAACACUUCGCUGACUUGCCGGCGCAGUUUGAGUAUGUCUUGAUAACCGAUCGAUCCAUCAGGCUGAGGGGCGAUGAGGUCUCCACCAGCAGCGUCACACUCAUGCCACACGAGUCGGUUGUGCUGCGUUCCACCGUUCGAGUUUAACUCACUUUUGAGUGAUUUCAAAAGCUCUCCGACUUGCUAUAAAUUGUUAUCGGCGUUAUUCUAAUCAACAUACUACAAAGUCCUUUACUACUCUGUGUUAUUUAUUUGACGCUGAUAACACAUUUAUGGCGUUUCGUAAACAGAAUUAUAAAGUAACAAGCGAUUGCCGUUAAUUCAUACAUCUAUACCUCCCCCAUAGGUAGCAGUCAAACUUAGGGGGUUAUAAAAGUCAUAAGUGGCACUCCAGUGUCUAAUCAGCUCAUAAAUACGUUGUUAUUUCAUGAAUGAUUGCGUACUCUAGUUGUAUUGGCUCAUAUUUGUGAUUUGAUAUGAUUACGUUAGUUUUAUAGUAUAUUGAAUUGUAAUGAAUAUUUUUCCUUAAGAGAUAUAGUAAAUGUUAAGUUAAUGUUAUUUUGAUAUGAA
Zeugodacus cucurbitae (melon fly) is the source of this 2244-nucleotide messenger RNA. RefSeq names its product maltase A3. The coding region runs from base 79 to 1821 and encodes 580 amino acids. The record is from RefSeq and is a predicted model, not a curated record. Lineage: Eukaryota; Metazoa; Arthropoda; Insecta; Diptera; Tephritidae. The transcript is spliced from 6 exons. Gene Ontology annotation, biological process: carbohydrate metabolic process.